Molecule: messenger RNA, 3956 nt
Organism: Saprolegnia parasitica CBS 223.65
Lineage: Eukaryota; Oomycota; Saprolegniomycetes; Saprolegniales; Saprolegniaceae
Exons: 4
Coding region: 43-3936 (1297 amino acids)
Biological process (GO): protein localization to phagophore assembly site; endoplasmic reticulum to Golgi vesicle-mediated transport
Cellular component (GO): cytoplasmic vesicle; TRAPPIII protein complex; phagophore assembly site
Source: RefSeq, a predicted model, not a curated record
UGACGGGCUCAGAACAGAAGGAAGUCGUCGUCGUCAACGAGCAUGGAUCUCGGCAGCUGGGCGCAUGAGGCCUUCGCGCCGGUCGUGCUGCUCAACACGACGGCCGAGGCCGAGCGCAUCGUCGCCAAGAACGGCGGCCUCUCGGUCGAGCAGCUCCUCAACGCCUACGGCGUCUUCGCCAACGCCAAUACGCCGGUGCGGUCGGUCGCCGGCCCCGUCAUGCUGCCCGAGGUGCGCAUGCGCUUUUUUCACGCCGCCAACUUUGGCCCAACGCCGCCGGCCGACGCAUCCGCCAAGCUCAACCAGGUCAUCGCGGACUCGGCCGUGCGCGUGCAGACGAGCAGCCCUGACAAAUGGCCGUGGAAGCUGCCGCCGGUGGCGAGCGACGCCGACGUCCCCGCCUUUCUGCGCGCAAUUGGCGGCGACUCGAUCGAGCCGCUGCCGUGGUACAAGGCCUUCAAGCACGAGUUGCUCGAGAGCUUUCAGUGCGAAGAGACGAGCAUGAUCUACCACCCGCACGCCAACGUCCUCGUCGUCUCGUCGACCGAGGGCGACCCGCGCCACGCGUUCCAGCAGCUCGCGUCGCCACAGUCGAUGCCGUCCGUCUUCCAAGAAGGCCUCUACGACAUGAACAUCCCCAAGUACUACAUCGUGCUGCACGACGUGUGCGAAACGCAGCAGACGUCGAUUGACGCCGACGCCAUCUACCGCAACCUCGGGCUCCCGGCCAACUCGGGGGGUGUCAUGCACAUCAACUCGCUUCCGACGCCCAACCUCGAGUCGGCGCCGUCCUGGGUCGGCCACCCAUACGUGCGCAACUUGCCGCCGCUGGACCACGACGCACCCUUUGGGUGCUUCCUCGACGACAGCGACCACCAAUCGAUCCGCAACUUGCUCUGGGACUUUGCAACGAAGUGCAUGCUCCCGCAGAUCGAAGCCAAGAUGUUUGCGCUCAACGAGAACGUCGCGGCGGUCAAGAAGGGCGUCAAGAACGCGAUCCGGUCGUGGUGGCGCAAGCCCAAGGACACGAGUGCGCGCUCGUCGGUGUACGUCUACCGCUACGACAGCAUCGAGUCCAACAUGCUCUUCCUCGCCGACAUGGCCUUUUGCAUCCACGACUACGACCUCGCGCUCUCCAUGUACCGGCUCGUGCGUGACGACUACAAGACCGACAAGGCGCUUCUGCACUGCGCCCACGCCAACGAGUGCAUCGCGCUCUGCCUCUUUCUCCUGCGUGGGUCACUGCCGCAGAUCCACAACGCGAUCGAGAGCUGCAUUGCGAUCUACGCGCGGCUCGCGGCCACGUCGCCCCAAGUGUCGACCGUGCGCCACGCGACUCGCACCGCGGUCCUUGCUAGCGACAUGUACGCGGCGCUAUUUCAGCUGGCGCCGGCGUCCGACCUCAUGGACGCAGCGUCGGCCGCGCUCAUCCGCGGGUCAUCGGCGACCGACCCGAGCCAGCCAAGCUUUGGCAUUUGCGCGGCCGUCUUGUUGGAGCGCGCGGCGUUUUGCGAUUUGCGGUCGCGGACCGCCAAGUUUCGGAAGUAUGGCUUCCGCAUGGUCAUGGCCGGCCACGUGUACGCGACGAUGGGGUACACGCCCCACGCCGCGCGCUGCUACGCGUGUGCGCGCUCCAUGUAUGCGAAUUCGCGCUGGUUCGCCGUCGAUGACCACAUUACGGGCACGUUGGCCAAGCAGCUCUACUCGCUCUCACACCCGCAGCAAGCGAUCGCGCUCUUGCUGACGCGGAUCGGGUCGGGUCGGCACACGAAGGCGCAGCAGCAGCAACUGCUCGCCGAGUUUUACGACAUGGUCUCCGAGUGUCUUCAGGACGCGGACGCGCUGCCGGACUUUGAUUUGCUCGAGACGGCGGAGGGCCAUCAGAAGGUGUUGCUCGUCAAGAACCUCGCGAUCCCCGCCAUCACGGAUGCGUCGGUGGUGGUCUUCGCGCCAUUGAAUGCGUCUGGGCCGGCCGUCCCGAUCGACAUGGACGACGCGAUGUGGAAGCAAACACAGUUUCUGCUUUUACGCGAGGAAAAGAUCCAAGCGAUGGCGACGCCGCACACGCAUUGGCGCGAACUCGCAACCGCGUCAUCAACGGCCCUCCAGCUGCCACUGCGCAACAAGAAGCCGAUCAAAGCCGGCUUCAAGUCGUACAUUGUCCACGAAUGGAUUUACGUCGAGUUCGAAAUGAAGAACCACUUGGCGUGCGACGUCGUGCUGUCGCAAUUGCACCUCUUUGGGCACGUGGGCGACGACCCGUUUCCAUCGUCCACCCAUGUGCAAGUCGAGUACCAAGACGUGACCAUGGCGCCUUUCGCCGACACCAAAGUACGUCUGCGACUGCUGCCACAAGCCAUUGGCCGCGUCGAGAUCCUCGGUGUGCGCUGGGCACUCAACACGGCAGUGCACGGCGAGCACUCGUUCAAGCUCCCAGGCAUCUUGCUCCAGGACUCGCUCCAGCACCGCGCCAACCGCGUGCGGGCACCCAACGACGCAACGCGCUGCGACAUCAAGCCGCAACUGCCGUGGCUCGGCGUGGCGCUCACGCAAGAAGACGGCAAGGCCGUGCCCGACCCGCUCGUUUGCAUGGAAGGCGAGGUUCUCGUCCUCUCGCUGACGCUGUCCAACCAUGGUGUCGCGCCGCUCACGGAGCUCACGAUCGUCUGCAGCGAAUGGGCGUACACCCUCGAGACGCCUUGCCACGCCGUGGGCGCGCUCGGCCACGUCACGACGCUCGAUGCGUUUGCCCUGGCGCCGGGUGCGUCGGUGUCGAUGCGGCUCGUGUGCCAGAGCCAGCACGUGGGUACGCAAACCGUUCGGUUCCUCUUCCGCUACAAUGGCGGUCGCGUGGUGCCGUUGGUGCUGGAGGCCGAGACGCUCUCUUGCCUCCAGCUCUCGCACGCGAUUCACCCGAGCUACAACCGGUCCGGCGAGUACGUUCUCGCCCUCACGGUACAAUUCAAUGAAGAAAAGACGAUGGUGCGAAUACGAUCGAUCCAUGACCCUGGCCACCAGUGGUCGCUCGUGCCGUUCGAGCCGCUGCAAGAACCGAGGUCCACCUUGCGUGCCGGCACGUCGCUGCAGUGGCAGGAGACGUCGACGCUGUACUUUCGGCUCGUGCCAAAGACCGGGUCCGAGGCGCUUUUGCAUAGCGUGCCGCUCUCGCCACAAGUGGUGCUCCCUACGUACGCUGUGCUGACGUUUCUGACGCUGCAGCACGCGGCCGAGCGCGUCCUGGACUUUAAGAAGAAGAAGGCGCUCGAGCAGGGCGGCAACAAGGCGCAGCUGCUCCGGUCGAUCCAGAGCGUGCGUCGUGACAACAAGCAGACCCACGGCGAGGCCGGCCAUGACACAGUGCCGGCCUUUGAGCACGUGCCGCUCACGUCACCCGAUGCGCUGCUCCACCCCGAGAUGGAUCUGCAUGUGGUCGUGCAGUGGGCGGGCACGGGGCCCGUCGUGAAUGGCCUCCAGCGGAAGCGCUGUCUCGGGCACUCGAGCGUCCUUAACGUCCAAGUGCGCACGCCGUAUACGUCAUCGUCCAACGCGUGUCCGCUGACGAUGACACUGGACUAUGCGCCAAAUGUGCGGCUUGGUGCGGUGCCCAUGACGCUGCACCUGCGCAAUGACGCGUCGGCGUCGUCGCCGCCGAUUACGUUUACGCUCGAGACGCUCGUGCCCGAAGAAGAGCACCCGAGCGUUCGCGCGUCGUCGGCGGCGACCACGACAAGUGCGCGCGUGUUUUGGGCCGGCGUCACGCGACGGACGUUUAACGCGCUGCCGCCCGGGGCGCUUGUCGAUGUGCCGCUCACAGCGGUCUUUGGUGCCCCCGGUAUCUACGAUCUGAACCGGUUUCGGUUCAUUCUCGAGCGCGACGGCCAGCGACCGCUCACCGUCUUCUUCCCCGUCGAGUACCUCGUGCACGUGGCGGCGUAAUAGACGUCUCCAUACGUGCU